Pundamilia nyererei is the source of this 2871-nucleotide messenger RNA. It is a transcript of the gene ss18, whose product is annotated as SS18 subunit of BAF chromatin remodeling complex. The record is from RefSeq and is a predicted model, not a curated record. The transcript is spliced from 11 exons. Gene Ontology annotation, cellular component: nucleus. Gene Ontology annotation, molecular function: transcription coactivator activity. NCBI's taxonomy places the organism in Eukaryota, Metazoa, Chordata, Actinopteri, Cichliformes, Cichlidae. The coding region runs from base 120 to 1259 and encodes 379 amino acids. Gene Ontology annotation, biological process: positive regulation of transcription by RNA polymerase II.
GCAUUACGAAAUUGCAUCGUAUUCUCAACUGCUUGAUCUGAGUUCUACCGAUUUGUUCAGUGUGUUAGCUACUUUUAACUUUUAUGCUGUAGCUUACGUUAAUAUUCUAUAGUAUCACCAUGUCGGUGGCAUUUGCACCUCACAGACAGCGUGGGAAGGGUGAUAUAACACCCGCUGGAAUACAAAAGUUACUUGAUGAAAACAACCAGCUGAUUCAGUGCAUAAUGGAUUUCCAGAGUAAAGGCAAAACGGCUGAGUGUUCACAGUAUCAACAGAUGCUGCACAGAAAUUUAGUGUACUUGGCGACGAUAGCAGACUCCAAUCAGAACAUGCAGUCUCUCCUCCCUGCUCCGCCCACUCAAAAUAUGCCCAUGGGUCCUGGUGGCAUGAACCAAAGUGGCCCCCCUCCUCAGCCUCCUCACGGUCACAACAUGCCCUCUGAGGGUAUGGUCAGCGGCGGCCCUCCAGCCCCACAUAUGCAGAACCAGAUGAAUGGACAGAUGCCUGGACCUAAUCACAUGCCCAUGCAAGGUCCUGGUCCAGGCCCCAACCAGCCCCCGAACAUGCCCAGUGGCUCUAUGAAUAUGCCCCCCAGCAGCCACGGCUCCAUGGGUGGCUACAAUCACGCUGUCCCUUCCUCCCAGGGCAUGCCAUCUCAGAGCCAAAUGAAUAUGACCCAAGGCCAACCCAUGGGAAACUAUGGGCCUCGUCCAAACAUGAACAUGCAGCCCAAUCAAGGUCCAAUGAUGCACCAGCAGCCUCCCUCACAGCAAUAUAACAUGCCUCCUGGUGGUGGUGGACAGCACUACCAAGGACAACAGAACCCAAUGGGCAUGAUUGGCCAAGUCAACCAGGGGAAUCAUGUCAUGGGGCAAAGGCCAAUGCCGCCCUACAGACCCCCACAGCAAGGACCCCCUCAGCAGUAUCCAGGGCAGGAAGACUACUAUGGGGACCAGUACAGUCACGCAGGACAGGGAGCAUCAGAAGGUAAUGCUCAAUAUGGCCAGCAGCAGGAGGCAUACCAGCAAGGCCCACCUCAGCAACAGGGAUAUCCUCCUCAGCAGCAGUACCCAGGUCAACAGGGCUAUCCACCCCAACAACAGGGAUAUGGUCCCUCCCAAAGUGCCCCAGGACAGUAUCCUAACUAUCCUCAAGGGCAGGGACAGCAGUACGGGGGCUAUCGCCCUCCACAACCCGGUCCCCCACAGGGCCAACAGCAGCGCCCUUAUGGUUAUGACCAGGGGCACAUGAGGAAAUAAAGACCCGGGGAUUUGAACCCCUGACUAGCUCUGUAAGAAGCAAAGGGCCAGUAUGGAAAUUACCAGCAAUGAGAAGUGAUCACAGCAACCAACACAGCUCUGCUCUGAUCUCUAAGCUCUGACCUCUGGUCAGUUACGAAGCAGACUUUAAUGAUGGUUUUAAUCUCUCGGACACAAACACACAAUGCUCAAAAAUACAAGAUACAGUUUCCCCUCUCUUUGGGAUUUUAUCUUUGCUGAUAAGAUGUAGUCAUGUUUAUCAUAUUUGCUGACAUUACGUCAAAGUCAGCGAGUCACCUCUGGUCCAGUAUGUCUCAAAGCAGCAAUGCCUUAAAAAUGGAACUGCCUUAUCCUUUAGCAUUGCAGAUUGUGAAAUGGGCUAACAAAAUUUUGGAUAACACAUGAUGUAAAUGUACAGUUUGAAUCUACGUGGUGCAUUGUUUCUCGAUCCUUCAGCUCCCCGAUCAUCAGAAGCAAUAAUGCCAGCAGUAGGUAAUUGUGUGGGGGACAGGGAAAGAUGAAAUGGUGCACCAAGUGAACUUCCAGCUAGGCCAUGGUACAUGUCUUGAUGUAUGUGAUGAUGUAAAAAUAUAUUUUAUGCUUUUUAGAUCAAGCUAACUUUGUAUAAGACAUUGGAAACUAGUACUAAAGCUGUGUUGUUAAUUUCAUCAAGUGUAUGUGUCAAUGUUUUUGUUUGGGGUUUUUUUUUUUUUUUUAAUGCUCUUUAAGAUCCCAUCCAGCACAUUUCCUUUAAUUGUUUAAUUGUGGAACAAUUAAAUUAAAUCUGCAACAUCAGCAGCGCGAACACCGAAAUACAAGAACAGGGAUUUUUUUUGACAUACACAGUAAUUCAUCAGUAAACAAAUAUGAACAUCAUACUUAUCAGAAAUCUGGUGUAUUCUGCGAGUUCUUUAGAUUUUUUUUUUUUCUCUUAAAAAAGUGGGUGAGUAAUUUUUUUUUUUUUUUUUUCCCCAAACCCACAGUACUUGACAGAAUAAUGGUUGUUGGCCUCUAUUUCAUAAAUGUGCCCGAAGAGGUAAUAUGUAGCAGAUGCCACUGAAAAUUGUGAGUAAAUGCUCUCUGGAGCCCUGUUUUUAUUUUUUACUUUUUCUAUACAUGCACCUCAGUCUUGUCCAUUGACUGCAAAUUAGUGGAUGGGGAAAGAAUCCAACUCGGUAUUACAAAUAUAUCUGGCAAGUACUUCAUUUGUUAGUUGAUAACGUUAGUUUGUUCACAGUGCUGGAAUCCCUCCUCCCCUUUGAAUAAACGUCUAAGUUGAUGCCAUUCAAAUAGUGUUGUGUGUGAAUAAAUGAUUGUUACUGUCAAAUAUGUAACAUAAGAUGUGAAAAUAAUGUUCUGAAAUCGAUUCCUUAAUUUCACAGUAAAGACUGGUUGUGCAGUUUUAUAUUACUGGCUUGAUAUCUGUAUUAUGGUGCAUAUUUUAUUGAUUCCCACGUGUACAGCGACAUAAAAAGAGGAAUUCAGUGUCCUCCUGGUAUUGUUUAUAUGGUUGUUUUAAUAUUUUUCAUUCUGCACCCCAUUUAAGUGGUGGUCACAUUUGUGUCAUGGCAAUGUAUAACUGUACAUUAUAAUAAAUCGGAAGAAUCUUUAA